Enterobius vermicularis (human pinworm) is the source of this 225-nucleotide messenger RNA. Lineage: Eukaryota; Metazoa; Nematoda; Chromadorea; Rhabditida; Oxyuridae. The record is from the annotation of a GenBank genome assembly.
AUGUACCCGGGUUCGGCACGAAGUGCUAAUGCAUCUCAGUCUGUAACACCGCUAUCAACACAUAAAAAUCGUAUACAUCCAGUACAUGGACAUGUAUUACGUAGUUUAACACCGCCGGAUACACCUGCAGUUACUGCAAAAGUUGAUGACUCUACUCAGACUAACGACUUGUCUCAGGUUGAACCAACAAGGCACUCAAGUCGACGAGAUAAAGAGAAAGGUUAG